Molecule: messenger RNA, 2747 nt
Organism: Megalobrama amblycephala (Wuchang bream)
Lineage: Eukaryota; Metazoa; Chordata; Actinopteri; Cypriniformes; Xenocyprididae
Gene: ddx4
Product: DEAD (Asp-Glu-Ala-Asp) box polypeptide 4
Exons: 25
Coding region: 188-2245 (685 amino acids)
Biological process (GO): cell differentiation; gamete generation
Cellular component (GO): nucleus; P granule
Molecular function (GO): RNA helicase activity; RNA binding; ATP binding
Source: RefSeq, a predicted model, not a curated record
UCUGUUCAAAAGCGCGAAUCGGAAAGCGCUCUGAUUUUCCCGCCCACGAAAAGAUUUGCGUCAUUUCUGCCCGGUUUUUCUCGCGAGCUCCUUGACGUGUCUCUCCCGCCGCUGCACGUGUCAUCAGGUCUUCUGAUAAAAAUCUUGGAAAUAUUUAAUCGUCUGCCCUCAGCCAAAACUGCUCAACAUGGAUGACUGGGAGGAAGAUCAGAGCCCUGUUGUAUCCUGUAACUCAGGAUUUGGUCUGGGCUCUAGUGGUACUGAUGGAGGAUUCAAGAGCUUCUAUAAAGGAAGUGCAGGAAAUGAGAAGUCAAACAAUGAAGAUGGUGAAGGCAGCUCAUGGAGGACGAGUUCUGGUGAUGGAUUCAGAGGCAGAGGAGGCAGGGGAGGAUCCCGAGGAGGGAGAGGCGGCUUCAGGAAUACCUUUAAAUCAGAAACUGAUGAAAAUGGCAAUGACGAGGGUUGGAAAGGAGGUGAAAGCCGAGGAAGAGGCCGCGGUGGUUUCCGUGGUGGUUUUCGUGGUGGUUUCCGUGAUGGUGGUGAUGAAGAGACUGGAAGAAGAGGCUUUGGAAGAGAAACUGAUGAAAAUGGCAAUGAUGAAGGUUGGAAAGGAGGUGAAGGCCGAGGAAGAGGCCGCGGUGGUUUCCGUGGUGGUUUUCGGGAUGGUGGUGAUGAAGAGACUGGGAAAAGAGGCUUUGGAAGAGGAGGUUUCAGAGGCCAGAAUGAGGAAGUGUUUUCCAAGGUCUCAACAGCAGACAAGGUAGAUCAAGAAGCAGGUGAAAAUGCAGGACCUAAGGUUGUCUACGUGCCGCCUCCCCCUCCAGAAGACGAGAAUUCCAUAUUUUCCCAAUUUGCCACAGGCAUUAAUUUUAACAAAUAUGAUGAUAUCCCUGUGGAAGUGAGUGGCAGCAAUGCUCCAAAAGCUAUUAUGACUUUUGAUGAAGCAGGACUUUGUGAAUCACUGAGCAAGAAUGUAACAAAGUCUGGAUAUGUGAAGCCAACUCCUGUCCAGAAAUAUGGAAUCCCCAUUAUUUCUGCUGGACGGGAUCUAAUGGCUUGUGCCCAGACCGGAUCAGGAAAAACGGCGGCCUUUCUGCUGCCCAUCUUACAGCGGUUUAUGACUGAUGGAGUGGCAGCCAGCAAGUUUAGCGAAGUGCAGGAGCCUGAGGCCAUAAUCGUGGCCCCCACCAGAGAGCUUAUCAAUCAGAUCUAUCUGGAGGCCAGGAAGUUUGCAUAUGGGACCUGUGUGCGUCCUGUGGUGGUUUAUGGUGGUAUUAAUACUGGAUAUACUAUUCGAGAGGUGUUAAAGGGCUGCAAUGUUUUGUGUGGGACCCCUGGAAGAUUGCUUGACAUCAUUGGUCGUGGAAAGGUUGGCCUCAGCAAGUUACGGUAUUUGGUUCUGGAUGAAGCAGACAGAAUGCUGGACAUGGGCUUUGAGCCAGAUAUGCGCAAGCUAGUGGGAUCUCCAGGAAUGCCUGCCAAAGAGGAUCGGCAAACCCUCAUGUUCAGUGCCACCUUCCCAGAAGAAAUUCAAAGGUUGGCAGCAGAAUUUUUGAAAGUGGACUACCUUUUCCUUGCUGUUGGUGUGGUGGGCGGAGCAUGCAGUGAUGUGGAGCAAACGAUCAUUCAGGUGGACCAGUACUCCAAGAGAGAGCAGCUGCUUGAACUGCUUAAAACUACGGGGACUGAGCGCACAAUGGUCUUUGUUGAAACCAAAAGAAGUGCUGACUUCAUAGCAACUUUCCUCUGUCAAGAGAAGAUCUCCACUACAAGCAUCCACGGUGAUCGGGAACAGCGGGAGCGAGAGAAAGCUCUCAGUGAUUUUCGCACAGGCCAGUGUCCAGUGCUGGUUGCCACAUCUGUCGCUGCCAGAGGCCUGGACAUUGAGCAUGUGCAGCAUGUGGUGAAUUUCGACCUGCCCAGCAACAUCGAUGAAUAUGUCCAUCGCAUUGGAAGAACCGGACGCUGUGGGAACACUGGUCGGGCUGUGUCCUUUUUCAACCCAGAGUCAGAUACUCCAUUAGCUCGCUCUCUGGUCAAAGUCCUUUCAGGGGCUCAACAGACAGUUCCCAAAUGGCUGGAAGAAAUAGCUUUCAGUGCUCAUGGGACAACAGGCAUUAACCCACGUGGAAGAUUGUUUGCGUCUACAGACACACGGAAGGGAGGAUCCUUCAGGACAGAUGAGCCGCCACCAGCAUCUGCCCCAAAACCAGCAGCCGCAGCAGAUGAUGAGGAAUGGGAAUAACUACGCAUACACCUUGUUCUAUUAUGUAGAUUAACUUUUAUUUUGAGUUUAUUCAUUUCUCCAAUGUGUUUGUUAAAAAGUUGAAUGAUUCAUGUAGCAUUACAGUAAAGCUGUUGCAUUAAAAGAAGUCACAUUCUGAAAGCUGUAGGUUUGAUCUCCAGGGCAGAAUACUAAUCAAGACAUGAUACCUUUUAGCAGUUUGGUUUGAAUUGAUGAUUUUUUUUUUUUGUAUCACUUAUUUUGACUAGAGCACAACUGGAUUAGUGGAUUUUGUUUUAAGUUGUCACAUUAACACUUUGCUAAGGGUGUAUUGAGUUUUGUAAGCCUUUACCUGAAGCUCUUUCCUACAGUUGUACCUUAUCAGUCAGUUCUGUUGUUAAAUGUGACAGUUUGCAGGUUGUUUUUCUUGACGUUUUCGUCAAAGCCAAAGUAUACAACAAGUAAAGAAACUUGUUUUGCCGAUGUACCUUGCCAGGAAAAGGUAAAUAAAGUGUUUACCAGA